AUGGCAACACAUACUUCCAUAUCAUUUGCGGUCCGAAGGUCCGAACCUGAAUUGCUUGCACCAGCUAAGGCCACACCUCAUGAAUUCAGACAAGUUUCUGAUAUUGAUCGCCAGCUAUAUCUCCAAUUUCAAUCCCCACAUUUCAACUUGUAUGCACACAAUCCAUCAAUGCAAGGGAAAGAUCCUGUGAAGGUAAUAAAAGAGGCAAUUGCACAAGCACUCGUGUAUUAUUACCCUUUUGCUGGUAGGCUUAGACAAGGGCCAGACAAUAAGCUUAUAGUUGAUUGUACUGGUGAGGGUGUCUUGUUCAUUGAAGCCGAUGCUGAUGCUACGGUUGAGCAAUUUGGUGACCCGAUUCCUUCUCCAUUCCCAUGCUUUGAGGAACUUCUUUACAACGUCCCAGGAACAAUAGGGAUCGUCAAUACCCCAUUGUUGCUUUUUCAAGUGACACGUUUGAAGUGUGGUGGUUUUGUACUCGGUUUCCGUCUUAAUCACCCAAUGGCUGAUGCAUUGGGCAUACUUCAGCUAUUGAAUGCCAUAGGUGAGAUUGCAAGAGGUGCUCAAGCCCCUUCAAUUCUACCUGUGUGGAAAAGGGAACUCCUCUGUGCUAGGAAUCCACCACGCGUUACAUGCAAACACAAUGAAUAUGGCAAUGAUAAUCCUGUUAUUGUUGAUCCCACAAUCACCGUUCCAGAAUUCCACGGCGAGGUUCACCGUGUAGCCCACCGUAGUUUCGUUCUUAGCCGCAAAGAAUUAUCCAACAUCCGUAGAUGGAUUCCUUCUCAUUUACACCCAUGUUCAAAUUUUGAGGUAAUAAGUGCAUGCUUAUGGAGAUGCUAUGCCAUAGCAUCUCAAGCAAACCCUAAUGAGGAGAUGCGCAUGCAAUUGCUUGUCAAUGCACGUUCCAAAUUUAACCCUCCAUUACCUAAAGGAUAUUAUGGUAACGUGCUAGCUUUGCCAGCAGCUGUAACAAAUGCUAGUAAGCUUUGUUUAAACUCAUUAGGGUAUGCAGUGGAGUUGCUAAGGAAUGCCAAGGAUAGAAUAACUGAGGAGUACAUGAGGUCUUUGGCUGAUCUAAUGGAGAUGACCAAAGGUCAGCCUAUAGGGUUACAGUCAUAUGUUGUGUCAGACUUAACAAGUAUUGGGUUUGAUCAGGUGGACUAUGGAUGGGGUAAGACAGUUUAUACUGGCCCCCCUAAAGCUAUGCCUGAUGAAAUUUCUAAUGCUGGAACCUAUUUCCUGCCCUAUAGAUUCAGGAACGGAGAGCGUGGGGUUAUGUUGUUAGUUUCCUUACGUGCUCCAGUCAUGGAGAGAUUUGCAAUACUAUUAGAGGAAUUGGCAAGGCAUGAUCCAGAAAGAAGCCAGGGACAACAAGAAAUGAUACUGAGCUCUCUAUGA
Molecule: messenger RNA, 1398 nt
Organism: Dovyalis caffra
Lineage: Eukaryota; Viridiplantae; Streptophyta; Magnoliopsida; Malpighiales; Salicaceae
Source: the annotation of a GenBank genome assembly